Molecule: messenger RNA, 1392 nt
Organism: Cuscuta campestris
Lineage: Eukaryota; Viridiplantae; Streptophyta; Magnoliopsida; Solanales; Convolvulaceae
Source: the annotation of a GenBank genome assembly
AAACGAAGAAAGUACGAAACCAGAAGGUCACGAUCGAAACUUCUCUUCUUCAUCGGAGCUCUUCUUCAGUUCUUCACAGGAUCAAUUUCUUCCAUUUUGAGCUCUUCUUCUGAGCUUCUUCAGCUAAUUUUCAGAUCUUCUCUCAUUGUCUAGGGUUAUUGUAUUUUGUUACACACUUGAUCAAAAGUUGGCAUAUCGAAAAAAUUUUCUACGGCCUCAAAAAACUUUUGCUCUUUUGCACAAAUAGAAGCGGUUAGGAAAAAAGACUGCUUUCCCCAUCGCAAGAUAAGUUGCGAAAUAUAGCCGGGCGACCCAAUUUGAUGAUUACAAUGGGUUACGUUGGACUGAAGCGAUUGGGGGUAGGGCUGCGUUUCCAGUGGAACAGGGCAGCGCUUUGGGGAUGGAAUCGCCAUUGCCAUACAAACAUAUCCUAUCCAAUCCUCAAUUUCAAGCCUACACCAGAGGGGCGGCGGAUCUAUGAAGCUGACGAGACUAUUCUUCCAGCUGAUUAUCAAAGCAAUAACACCAAGCCUACACCGAAGCGGCAGAUCUAUGAAUCUGACCAGGAGGAAAAGUUGUCGUGGCAGUUUAUUCCAUAUCACCUUGAUGAGGAAAGGUUUGACGUCGGGUCUCUGCUAGACGAAUGGGUUGUAGUUCAUGAUAAUGAGGUUUCGGCGGGUGAGCUCAAGAGGAUCCUUACCAAACUUCGUAAGGAUGGGCGAUUCUCUGUAGCUCUAAAGGCUUUUGAAUGGAUGUGGAAGAAAGGUAAUUAUAAAUUCUCAUCUAUGGACCAUGCGGUCCAUGUGAACUUGAUUUAUAAGGUUCGAGGAUGUUCUGCUGCAGAGCACUAUGUCAGGAACUUGCCAGAACAAGCUAAAAACGAGAGGACGUAUGGUGAACUUCUGCAUUGCUACGUGCAUAAAGACAGAACAGAGAAGGCCUUGUUCCAUUUUGAGAAGAUGAAAGAGUUGGGUUUUGUGUCGUCGCCCCGCCCUUUCAAUGAGAUCAUGCACCUUUAUGCCAAGAGUCUCAAAAUGGAAAAGGUCCUUGGGGUGUUGGCGGAUCUGAAGAAGACCAAGGUUUUGCCUGAUAAUGAUAGUUACAGGAUCUGCAUUAGUUCAUUUGGGUUAAAGCACGAUAUGGAUGGGAUGGAGAGAAUGCUGAGAGAAAUGGAGAGUCAGCCCCACAUUGUCAUGGACUGGUGUACGUAUGCCGUGGUAGCUGAGUUCUAUGAAAGAGAAUUCCUUGUAGAUAAGGCCACCGAUGCUCUUGAAAAGGCAAGGAUGGCGUUACAGAAGAAGAAGAAGAAUAGAGGAAACUACAAUUUGAUGAGCAGUGAUUACGAGAAUGUGGUGAAGUCACUAGUGAAGCUUGGUGAGUUGGCUGAGGCUA